AUGACCUCAACAAUUCCUCAAAAUUCCAAUCUCCUCUCUUUCUCGUGUUUACGGAUUUCGUUGUGUGGUUCCCACUAGCCAUCACUCACCGUCGCCGUCGCCGUCGCCGUCAUCGUCAUCGUCACAUCUCCCUUACUCGUAACGCCUUGCCUAAACUAUAUCCCUCUUCUCUCGUCCAUGGAAUCUUAUUUACAGUCGCUCAAUCCAUGUUCUUCUACCGCCACAGCACCAACCUAAUUUACGAUCCUCCAUUUCUGAAAUGUAAUCUAAUUUUGUCCCGACAGAUGGGUUUUCAUGUUUUUGUUUGUCUCCUUCAUCAUCCUAUGGAUUUCUACAGGGAAUGCCGUGUGAAUUGAAAGAGGCCGACAUGUUUGAGGUCAGGCUUAUACUCAAGGUGGGGUUUGACUUUGGAACCAAAGUUAAAAAUGAUGUCUACAGGAGGAAAGGAAUUUGGUGUUGAACGGGAAGAUUUGUGUUGCGUUGUGGCUUGAGAGGCAUUCAUAUUUCUGUAUCUGCUUGUUGGGUUUUGCUUUAACCGAUUGUUUUGCUGGUGGGAGAAACAGGAUUUGAGCAGCACUCCAAAAUCUCCAUCAUUUUGUUGGUCUCAAUGAUUCUUUAAUUUCAUGAAACAUCGAAUGUUUGUUCGUUAGAAUUGUUUGAUGGGUUGAAGAAAUCAAGCUUUUUGGGGCAUCAAAUUCAUGGUCAUCAUCAUACCCAUUUGUUCCCGAGAACCCAACUUGUUUUUAGUCCUCCUCCUGAGCAGGAGGGGGGAGAAAUGAAGAACGUGUGUGGUUUGAAGAUCUGUUAAGUUUCAUGAACUAUUUGCAGGAAGAUUAGAAGAAAAAAUGGAGAAGGAGGCUAAUUCUUGGCUUAGGAGAACCAAAUUCUCUCACACAGUUUAUCAUCGAUGGGACUCGUUAAGAUUGACCCCUGUUCCUUUCACCAUCGAACCACCUCGCAAUUCUGGCUUGAAAUCGAGGCCUCAAUCAACUUCAUCACCCCAGAAACCAAAUCCUGAUAUUUCGAAGAUUCAACCAAGUUUCAUAUCCAACAAGAAGAGGUAUCUGUCUCCUCUUCCCACCAGCAACCUCUCUGACGUUUUCAGGGAAGCAAAAUCCGAGAGUAAGAGAUUCUCAACUCCAACUCCUCGACUUAGAGAACAAACGAAGGAAUUCAAGAACAUGGACCCUCAAGUUUCUAAAUCUGCCAAUUUCAAGCCAUCUUUGAAUACCAGUCCACUGAAACACCUAGCUACGGCAAAACGAGGUGAUAAGUCAAAGCCCCGGAAGGACUCAUCCUGGACCAAAUAUUUCGAGUCCGGUGGUGGAAGAGUCACCGCAGUUGAAACGGUCGAUGACUGGAGUGUUGAUCUCUCCGAGUUGUUUCUCGGGUUAAGGUUUGCCCAUGGAGCUCACAGUCGUCUUUAUCAUGGAAAAUACAAGGACAAACCUGUUGCUGUUAAAAUUAUUCGACAGCCCGAGGACGACGAAAAUGGAGUUCUUGCUUCGAGAUUGGAGAAGCAAUUCACCCGAGAAGUUUCCCUUUUAUCUCGUCUCAAUCAUCCGAACGUUUUAAAGUUUGUAGCUGCCUGUAGGAAGCCACCAGUUCACUGUGUCAUUACCGAAUAUUUGUCUCAAGGAUCAUUAAGAGCAUACUUGCACAAACUGGAGCACCAAUCUCUUCCUAUGCGAAAACUAAUUGCAAUGGCUUUAGAUGUGGCUCGUGGCAUGGAAUAUAUUCACUCACAAGGCGUGAUUCAUCGGGAUCUUAAACCCGAAAAUGUUCUUAUUGACGAGGACUUCCACCUGAAAAUUGCAGAUUUUGGUAUAGCUUGUCCUGAUGCCUUUCUCGACCCAUUGGCUGACGAUCCUGGUACUUAUCGAUGGAUGGCACCGGAGAUGAUUAAACAUAAACCCUAUGGUCGAAAGGUCGAUGUGUACAGCUUCGGGCUUAUGUUGUGGGAAAUGGUGGCUGGUGCAAUUCCUUACCAGGAUAUGACUCCCAUUCAAGCAGCCUUUGCUGUUGUGAACAAGAAUCUUAGGCCUGUUAUCUCAAGUGAUUGUCCGUUGGCUAUGCGAGCACUGAUCGAGCAAUGUUGGUCUGUAAAUCCAGGGAAGAGACCCGAUUUCUGGCAGGUUGUGAAGGUAUUAGAGAAAUUCGAGUACUCGCUUGCCCAUGAUGGGACACUGAAUUUAGUAGGAAAUCCUCUCUCUAGUUUUCAUCUAGACCAUAAGAAAGGAGGGCCACUCCAUUGGAUUCAAAAGCUUGGCCCCCUACAUCUUGAACCCUCACCCCGCCCCAAACCCAAAUUCUCAUAACCCUUCGAUCCGUCUUUGUAAGUGCAGGCUAUGAGAUCGCUCACUCAAUCCCGAGGAAAGAACUCCCUCGCUGUUGUCAUCUGCUUAGUAUUUGGCCAAGUCUUUGCUUUUGUAAUUAAACAAGAAGUUGUUGGCUUCCCAUUUUUUUGGCACAAGGCUUACAAUGAAUAUGUGUAUCUAGCAUAAUAUUCAUGUUGUCGAGCCCUGGUUCGAUUCGAUUCUAGCUAUGACAAACUGGCCAGAUUCACUGU
Messenger RNA from Cucurbita moschata (crookneck pumpkin), 2569 nucleotides. RefSeq names its product serine/threonine-protein kinase HT1-like. The coding region runs from base 846 to 2318 and encodes 490 amino acids. Gene Ontology annotation, molecular function: protein kinase activity; ATP binding. The transcript has 4 exons. The record is from RefSeq and is a predicted model, not a curated record. Gene Ontology annotation, biological process: protein phosphorylation. NCBI's taxonomy places the organism in Eukaryota, Viridiplantae, Streptophyta, Magnoliopsida, Cucurbitales, Cucurbitaceae.